AUGAGUGGAACAUCGAGGACAGAGGUGGCAAUGAAGCUGGAGUGUGGCGGGAAGAAUGCAUGUUCCAAGGUUUUCAUGAGAGACAUUGACUUGUCUCCAGCCAAUGGCAUUGAUUCUGUCUCUUCCCUCUGUACCUUUGUUGAAGGCUCAGCUCAAGGCACCAUUCGACCUUCCUCCUGUCUCCUCCACUAA
Eruca vesicaria subsp. sativa (arugula) is the source of this 192-nucleotide messenger RNA. Lineage: Eukaryota; Viridiplantae; Streptophyta; Magnoliopsida; Brassicales; Brassicaceae. The record is from the annotation of a GenBank genome assembly.